UCUGUGAGGGUGGAACAGAACAGAGAAUGAUGGCUAUUUUUAGACCCAUUAGACAGCAUCAGUACGCAAAUGGUAAUGGACAAAGCACAAGGAUGGUGACAUCUCCUUCAUGGAAUGUUCCCUUAUGGGCUGGGUCAGGUGAUACCUGUUGCCAGGUAUAUGAAUUUGUAGUACAUUGGCUAUAUGACGCCACUGCCAUUUAUUUUAGUAAACCUAGAUGUACACAUUACUGAAGGAAAUGACUGAUUUAGUUUUGCGUUAAUGAGAUCUGAGAACGGUCAAACGGAGCCGGUGGCGACAUGUUUACAGGUAUCCGCGAAUAAACAAACCUUAAUUCAUCCCAGACUCACAUACAACUCGGUGCAGAAGAUACAUCUCUUGUGUCGUUUCCAGUCAGCAGAACAGUGGGUCUGAUGGACCAGGUUUCCCGGUCAGGGGUUGGCAGUGAUGUCACAUACGAGACCGCCUCCAUGGGGGAGUACAGGUGGAGCUCUGAGGAACAUGAGAUGUCCGACCCUCAGGGCCAGUGUCUGGCCGCCCCCCAAGCCCUGCCGGCCCCCACCUACAAACAGAGGGUUGAGGAGUUCAAGAAGCUGUUCAGAGAACUGCCUGAGUCGGAGAGACUCAUCAUGGACUAUACCUGUGCCCUCCAGAGAGACAUCCUACUGCAGGGACGCCUCUACCUGUCAGAGAACUGGCUCUGUUUCUAUAGCAACGUGUUUCGGGGGACAAAGGUGAGCUCACACAUGGGGAAGAGAUGGAAAAUAGGAGUUUUCUGUCUUGGGGAUGAAUUAUUCAGAUCGUGAUAUGCUGUAAAUGUGUGUAUGUAUUGCAUUAUUCUGGUCGUGUUAAAUGUGGUCAGUGUUCUCUGGUUUUAGAGGGUGAUAUACUGUAUUUAGAGUGUUGGGCCAAUGCGGCUUCUCUCUGAACGUUCAUAGAGUGCCACUUUCUCCUCAAUAGCCGUUGCUAAGUGAUAAUUAAAGCUUCCACGUUGUGCUGUUUACUGCUGAUAGUUUUCAGUGAAAGCAGAUGUGCAAUUUGUUGACUUGGAUACACAUUAUCCCCAAUGCUAAUCAAUAAAAAUGUCUGUUCUGUUUUGCUUGAUUACAGCGGGUCAUUUCAUAGGGAACUGUCAGAGGCGCUCUCGUAUUGUUACAUCACAAACAUGUAGAGAAUAAAGGUGCCAACAUGGCAGCUGUUCAAAAAGGGCAGAACUCUCUUUAUAUAUGGCUCUGGUUGUAGAUAGCCUUGACUCUGGAAGUCAUCACUAUGCUCUCUGGUUAUAGAUAGCCUUGACUCUGGAGGUCAUCACUGUGC
This is a messenger RNA of Salmo salar (Atlantic salmon), 1317 nucleotides long. NCBI's taxonomy places the organism in Eukaryota, Metazoa, Chordata, Actinopteri, Salmoniformes, Salmonidae. The record is from RefSeq and is a predicted model, not a curated record.